Molecule: messenger RNA, 1533 nt
Organism: Carica papaya (papaya)
Lineage: Eukaryota; Viridiplantae; Streptophyta; Magnoliopsida; Brassicales; Caricaceae
Product: HXXXD-type acyl-transferase family protein
Source: RefSeq, a predicted model, not a curated record
UAAACCCAGAAACCAGAGAGCUGAUUUAGCUAACUUGAAGCCAGAGCAUAACAGUUAGCAUGGAUUCUUCAGCAGUUAGACAUAUUUCAGAAUCCUUUGUAAAACCUCACUGGAAAACAGAAGAGUCGAAACCGCCAUUUUAUCUGACUCCAUGGGACCUCGCAAUGCUCUCCGUUCAAUAUAUCCAGAAAGGUCUUCUCUUUGCCAAGCCACCAAAACCAGUAAUUCAUCUUCAACAAGAUGACUUCAUCAACUAUUUCUUGGACAAGUUGAAGGACUCUCUCUCCCUCGCUCUCGUCCACUUCUACCCUCUCGCCGGCCGCCUUGUAACUCGAAAACAAGACGACCCACCUUAUUUCGUCUUCGUUGACUGCAACAACAGCCCUGGUGCGAAAUUGAUCCAUGCAGCUCUGGACAUGACUAUGGAAGAGAUCCUCUCGCCGGUCUAUGUCCCUUUGGUAGUUCAGUCUUUUUUUGACCAUGAUAGAGCUGUUAAUCAUGACGGCCAUACUCGGCCUUUGCUGUCAAUUCAAGUGACAGAGCUGGUUGAUGGUGUGUUUAUCGGAGCUUCCAUGAAUCAUGCCAUUGGUGAUGGGACAUCUUUCUGGCAUUUCUUCAAUACAUGGUCUGAAAUCUUUCAAGGAAAGAGCUCGCCGUCAUCCAUCUCUCGCCCACCGGUUCUGGAUCGUUGGUUCCCAGAUGGCUAUGGUCCCAUUAUCAACCUCCCAUUUACCCACCAGGAUCAGUUCAUCAAACGUUAUGAAUCGCCGAAACUCAUGGAAAGAAUCUUCCACUUCUCGGCGGAAACCAUCGCUGGACUCAAAAGUAAAGCAAAUGCCGAAUAUAACACCACUAAGAUUUCUUCCUUCCAGUCCUUGUCUGCACUUGUCUGGAGAUCCAUAACAAGGGCUCGUCAUCUUCCUCCGGACCAAACCACCUGUUGCCGGCUCGCUAUAAAUAACAGGCCCAGAUUGGACCCACCACUGUCGCCUGACUACUUCGGAAACUCGAUUCAAACAGCGCAAGGAGUGAGCAAAGCUGGUGAGCUACUCGAGCAGAAUCUCGGUUGGGCGGCAUGGAAGCUUCAUGAAGCCGUGGCUAACCACAACGACAGAGCCGUUCGUGGGUUUGUUGAGGAAUGGUUGAAGAACCCAUUUGUUUACCACAUGGAUCUCUUCGAUCCAUUUAGCGUGAUGAUGGGAAGCUCUCCUAGGUUCAACAAGUAUGGGAACGAAUUUGGCAUGGGCAAAGCUGUGGCGCUUCUAAGUGGCUAUUCACACAAGUUUGACGGAAAAGUGUCGUGUUAUCCAGGACAUGAAGGAGGAGGGAGCAUCGAUUUAGAGGUGUGUCUUUUGCCGGAAUUCAUGGGUGCCCUAGAAUCCGAUGAGGAGUUCAUGUCUGCUACCUCUUGAUUCCAUCUAUUGCAGACCAUUGACAUCGUUUCUAAGCUAUCUGUUUUAGUAAUUAUAACCAUCCAUGAAAAAUAUAUAAAUAAGAGACAUAAAGAAGCUUUUCUGCUCCUCUUUGAUCUAA